AUAGCAGCCGCCUCCUGCAUAGCCGCCGCCUCCUGCAUAGCCGCCGCCUUCUACAUAGCCGCCGCCUUCUACAUAGCCGCCGUCUCCUGCAUAGCCGCACCCUCCUGCAUAGCCGCACCCUCCUGCAUAGCCGCACCCUCCUGCAAAGCCGCACCCUCCUGCAUAGCCGCAUCCUCCUGCAUGGCCGCAUCCUCCUGCAUAGCCGCAUCCUCCUGCAUAGCCGCAUCCUCCUGCAUAGCCGCAUCCUCCUGCAUAGCCGCAUCCUCCUGCAUAGCCGCAUCCUCCUGCAUAGCCGCCUCCUCCUGCACAGCCGCCUCCUCCUGCCGUUGAAGCCGCCUCCUGCCGUUGAAGCCGCCGCCUCCUUCGCUUGAAGUGAAGCCCAAGCCUGAGACUUACUUGAACUUAUGAGAAUCGCGUAGUAGGGCAUUUGUAAAAAAUACGUUUUUAUUUAAAUUUGCAGCCCAGCCAGACUUGCUCUUGCGCAUAAACAUACAAAUUAUAUGCAUACACUUGCUUAUAUAUAUACAUACAUACACAUAUGCAUACACACAUGCA
Messenger RNA from Drosophila virilis, 555 nucleotides. The record is from RefSeq and is a predicted model, not a curated record. NCBI's taxonomy places the organism in Eukaryota, Metazoa, Arthropoda, Insecta, Diptera, Drosophilidae.